Molecule: messenger RNA, 3231 nt
Organism: Schizophyllum commune H4-8
Lineage: Eukaryota; Fungi; Basidiomycota; Agaricomycetes; Agaricales; Schizophyllaceae
Exons: 6
Coding region: 259-2946 (895 amino acids)
Biological process (GO): intracellular calcium ion homeostasis; calcium ion transmembrane transport
Cellular component (GO): membrane
Molecular function (GO): calcium channel activity; calcium ion binding
Source: RefSeq, a predicted model, not a curated record
GAAAUGUCGCGGAUGGCAGCAAGCAUAAUGGAGCGCAGAAAGGGGCGCUACAAAACAGGGCAAAACAGACAAACUCGCAGCAUGCGAUCCAGUGCACCCCAUUUGUAAUUCCAGGGUGAGCGUUGACGACUCCCGGCGAAGGACCCCGUGGAAUAAUUGUUCGUAACUUGAUCCCCAGUUCUGAAGAGCAGCGCGCGAAAGUCGACUCUUGACGCCGACGGUCAUCUCGAGCAAGUCGCAGUCCGGUCAGGGUCUCGCAUGAUGGCCAAAAGCAACGACGAUCGGCUGACUCCCGGCGAACCGCGGGAUGAUUUCUUUUCCACGAGUGCGGAGGAUCUCCAGAACCAGCGGGACGCUUGUCCUUCGCCACCAUAUCGACAGGCGCCUUCUUCUUCUAAUCUUCGCCUCGAGGACUUUGGCGACCUCCCUCCCUCCCCCGCGUACCACAGCCGGGUGAACAUGCUCUCCGACGAGCACCUCGACGAAAAGGCUGCGGCCGCCGCGCGCGAGAAGCGGCCAGAGCACGAUCGCAGCAAGCCCAGCGUGCACUACCUCAACGAGGUCUCCGCGCCCGAGUACCACGACAAGCAGUUCGACGCGGAGACCUCGUCCAUCGGCACGACCGAUGACGAGGAGGAGAUGUACGACUGGUCGGACGACGAUGGGCUGGAGGAGGAGGAGCACAAGUACGAGGAGCAGAUGGGCUUCCACCGCAAGCGCACCGGCUGGGGCUUCAAGCGCAUCAUGACUGUGCUCUUCUCGACGCUGAUCGGGUCCACCUUCCUCGCCGGCCUCCUCGUCACCCCCGCGCUCCUCAUCCACUUCUACUGGUACAAGAAGGACCCGUCCGACGACCGUCGCUACAUCAAGGACAACGUGCAGGCCUGGCUGUUCUGGGCCGCAGCCAACAUCCUCAUCUCGUGGUACUUGGCGAUGAUCGUGGACGUGAUACCCAUCAUCGCCACGUUCUUCAUCUCCCUCGUCUGGGGGCACGUCAGCGAGUACAUCAAGUCGCGCAUCGAGCUCUAUGUGUCCGUCAAGAACACGUUCAAGCCGCUGCUGUACGCCGCGAGCGGCUGGGCGAGCUGGGUCAUCAUCUUCGCCCACAUCUUCAAGCUGUACGACACCAACGACGAAGAGACGAGUCAGGCGGCCUAUCUGGACAGGGUCUAUCAAGUCAUCGAGUUCCUAUUCUUCUUCGCCCUGGUCGUGUGCCUGCAGAAGAUGCUGUCUCACGCCAUUGCGUUCGCCUUCCACCGCACUGCAUUCAAGGAGCGUAUCGAGGAGGUGGCUCAGGCCCUGCGCGUCAUCGAGCGCCUCCGCGACUAUCACCCCAAGAACCGCUCCCGCUCCUCGGGCUUCAACAAGUUUGGCUUCAACACUCCGACGCUCGAAAAGACCGGCUUCGAGUUUGGUGUCAAGAAGCGCCGCGAGCAGCGCAACAGCCGCGAGGUCGACACGGACGACGGCCACGACGCCGAUGGCGAGGAUGACAGGGACAAGACGCUCGUCGACAAGAAGGCCAGGGACAAGAAGAAGAGUGCGAGCUUCUUCCACCGCGCGGGCUCGUCGUCGCACGCCGCCGACGUGGACAUGGAGCUCAUGGGUGGCUCGUCGCGCCCGAUGACCCCUGCGUCAACAAACACGCCUUCGCCGCACCGCUACCCGCCCACUGGCACCGGCACAGGCCGCCCCGGCGACGAGACGCCAGAGGUGCUGAUGCAGGCUGCGAAGGCGCUGAAGACGGCUGUCUUGCACGACGCGCGCAAUAUCAAGGGCGAGCAGACCGACAACGGGCUGAGCUGGAACGUCAACAGCACAAGCGAGGCCAAGCGCCUUGCCCGCUCGCUGUACUUCCGUCUUAAGCACCCCAAGCGGUCGUACCUGCUGCCCGAGGACUUCAACCCGGCAUUCCCCACGCCCGAAGAAGCGCAGAAGGCGUUCCGCGUAUUCGACAAGGACAACAACGGUGAUCUGUCGCGCGCGGAGAUCAAGCAGACGCUCGUCAAGGUGUACAAGGAGCGCCGCUUCCUUUCGCGUUCCAUGCGCGACGUCGGCUCUGCCUUGAAGACCCUCGACAAGAUCCUGCUAUUCUUCGCCUUCGUCGUACUGUUCUUCAUCUCGCUCAGCGUCUUCGGUGUCGAUAUCGGCUCGAGCUUGUCAUCUGUCUACACGAUCGGUAUUGCGGCGAGUUUCAUCUUCAAGUCGACGGCGAGUAACGCGUUCGAUGCGAUCAUGUUCUUGUUCGUGACGCACCCGUAUGAUACGGGUGACAUGGUGUUCAUUGACCAGGAUAUCCUCUUCGUCAAGAAGAUGGGCCUGUUCGCGACGCUCUUCACGCGCGCUGAUGGUACGGAGACGUACUACUUCAACAGUAUCCUGUCGACGAAGUUCAUCACAAACGUUCGCCGCAGUGCCAACAUGUUCGAGAACCUCGAAAUGCAGGUGGCUUGGGAUACGCCCCUCUCCAAGCUCGACGAACUCGAGAAGCUGCUCAACCAGUGGCUUGCCACGGAGGAGAACCGCUGGUUCGAGCCGAACACCAUGGUCGUCCUUCAGCACUUCAACUACCAGCGCUGGAUCGAGAUCACCAUCGGUAUCGGCCACAACGGGACGUGGCAGGACUGGGGUCUACGUCUUGCGCGCAAGACGGCAUUCCACGCGGCAGUCCAGUACUUCUGCAAUCAGCUGGACAUAUCGUGCUACAACGCCACCUUGCCGAUUGUCUACGCCGACCCGGUUACGCACCAGUAUGUGCCCGAGGCCCCUGCUGGUGGUGAUGACGAGGAGCCAGAGGAGCAGCCGCAGACGGAGAUGCAGCGCCAGCAAUCGGAGGUCAAGACCAUGCUUGGCUUCCGUCCGCCAGAGGCCGUGCGCAAGAGCCACCUACUGCGUGCUCGCAAGAGCAGUCGUAAGGGCGCGACGCGCGGUGUCACGGCGACGUAGACGCAGGUGAUGGACUGCGAAACGUGUCGACAUAUUUUCUCUUGCAUAAUAUCCUCAAUAUCCCAUAUCCCCUGUUAUCCAUGUUAUACUCACUUGUUUUUACGACUGUUACACGAACUGACUGUUUUCCAAACCGUGGCGCCGGGAUAGAUGCCCGCGCUUAUAUCCUUCACACAACUUACUUGUGCUCGACGGCGUAGAUAAAGAGGUGACUUAAUCAAAUAAAUACAGUCCUCAUUGGUCGCAGAAGAGACUCGACGCAGAAGGGGGAUUGCAAAAGGCGAA